AGACUGAAAGAGGAGGAGGAGGAGGGGAGGAAGAGGGACAGAGGGGUGCCGGGAGGCACUGCCGACUGUGUAGAGCUCAGUCUGGUGAAGGAGAGCAGAGGAGCUGUGUAGCUGUCCGCUCCCCGGCUUUCAUGUCAGGGGCCACGCUGCUUGCCAGGUGCUUGCGAGGAGGAUGAUGAUGACCAUGAACGGCAAACAGCACUUCUCCAUGCACCCGGCCUUGCACGAGCCCAAGUAUCCCGGCCUGCACUCAGGCUCGGAGGGCAUGCGCAGAGUCUGUCUGCCCGCCCCACAGCUGCAGGGCAAUAUAUUCGGAGGCUUUGAUGAGAGCCUGCUGGCACGGGCAGAGGCUCUGGCGGCUGCUGACAGCAUUGUCUCUCACGGCAAGAGUCACCCAUUCAAACCAGACGUGACUUACCAUACCAUGAGCAGUGUCCCCUGCACUUCAACCUCCUCUUCUUCCUCUACCACCGUGCCCAUCUCCCACGUUCCUUCUACCAUCGCCUCUCACCACCACCACCACCACCACCACCACCUCGGACAGACCCUGGAGGCCGGGGACCUUCUGGACCACCUCUCCACCAGCCUGGCCGUGACCGGGAUGGGUGCUCCGGAGCCUCCAGGGAUGACCACGCCGGCGCACCACCACCAGCACAGUCACCACCAUCUCCAGACCAUGGGGCAGCUGCACCAGGCGAUGGCCACGAUGGCCCACCCUCACUCCCUAUCAGUGCACGGCGGCAUGGCGUGCGUCAACGACGUGGAGUCGGAUCCAAGGGAGCUGGAAGCCUUCGCCGAGAGGUUCAAACAGAGGAGGAUCAAACUCGGGGUGACCCAGGCGGACGUCGGGUCAGCGCUGGCUAACCUCAAGAUCCCUGGAGUGGGGUCCUUGAGCCAGAGCACAAUCUGCAGGUUUGAGUCCCUCACCUUGUCCCAUAACAACAUGAUUGCGCUAAAGCCUGUUCUCCAGGCCUGGCUGGAGGAAGCCGAGGCUGCGUACCGAGAGAAAAGCAGCAAGCCGGACCUUUUCAACGGGAACGACAGGAAAAGAAAGCGCACCUCCAUCGCCGCGCCGGAGAAGCGCUCUUUGGAGGCUUACUUUGCCAUUCAGCCUCGACCCUCCUCGGAAAAAAUUGCAGCCAUCGCCGAGAAACUGGACCUGAAAAAGAAUGUGGUUCGAGUAUGGUUUUGCAACCAGCGGCAAAAACAGAAACGAAUGAAAUACUCUGCGGUGCACUGAGUUUUACACAUCAUGAAUAAAAUAGCCUACUACAUUUUUGAUCGAGUGAUUAAUAAUAACCUCAGUAGCCUAACUUACAGGGAUUUAUCAACAGCUCUUCACGUCUAAACUUGGAUCAUUUCCAAAAAAAAAAAAAAAAGAUAAAAAAGAGACUGACUUCCUUCAGUUUUUAAUUUCGUGUCAUUCAUUCUAUAUCGCUGCACUUUUUUCGAUUUUUAUGUCAAUAUGGAAAUGACAAAGUGUUAUAGAUCUGUGGAAAGGAUUAUUUUGAUGUUGUUGAUUAUGUAUCUUGCACACUAAAUGAAUUUCAGUAAAUUCACACUAACAGUUUGUCACAUUCAGGGAUUUUUUUAAAAUCUGUAAAUUAAAGUUUACAGAUUUAUGCUUUAUGGAGGACUUCACGUGAUGUUAUAGGAAGUUUUAAGGAUGAUUAUUUAUGAGAUUCUAGUUUUCUUUCUGUAACACUGACUGAGAUCAGAUGUUCUCCACAUCGUCGCAGACAUCCACCAUCAUAUGUUCAACUGUAGCUUCACUUUUUUAAAAACCUUUACAGGGAUGUGAGCUCAAGGAAAACGAAAUGUUAAAAAAAAAUCACUUUUUUAUCAAUUUUUUUGCGAAUGAAUCUGCUCUUUUGUGAACUUUGUGGUCGUGAUUUACGCACCAAAAUGAGUAUUUACAGCAAGUCUUUCACAAGGUAAAACACUUUGAGUCUGUUUAUCUUGAAUUAUUUAGACAUUGAAAUGACACCGUCUUAUACUGGGCACAUCUAUGUGGCUGUGGCAGCUGCUAUAUUUUACUAUUUUGAUGUGAAAAUGUUUUGAAGAAUUGCAGGUCAGCAUUAUAUAUUUAUUAUAUAGCCUAGCUAUAUAUCCUACAGUAGAAUAUGUCUAUCACCUAAUCUAAGUAUUUAUUU
Molecule: messenger RNA, 2153 nt
Organism: Melanotaenia boesemani (Boeseman's rainbowfish)
Lineage: Eukaryota; Metazoa; Chordata; Actinopteri; Atheriniformes; Melanotaeniidae
Gene: pou4f3
Product: POU class 4 homeobox 3
Exons: 2
Coding region: 173-1240 (355 amino acids)
Biological process (GO): regulation of transcription by RNA polymerase II
Molecular function (GO): RNA polymerase II cis-regulatory region sequence-specific DNA binding; DNA-binding transcription factor activity, RNA polymerase II-specific
Source: RefSeq, a predicted model, not a curated record